This is a messenger RNA of Closterium sp. Naga37s-1, 8109 nucleotides long. The record is from the annotation of a GenBank genome assembly. NCBI's taxonomy places the organism in Eukaryota, Viridiplantae, Streptophyta, Zygnematophyceae, Desmidiales, Closteriaceae.
AUGGCGCUGUGGCGGAUCCAGGCGGUGCUGGGGACGACGCUCGCGCUGGCGGUGGGGUCGUUCAACGCGGGGAGCGUGGCGACGAUGGCGGAGGCGGGGUCGCAGUUCGGCGCGCAGCUCGCGUGGGCCUUCGCCUUCGCGCACGGGCUCGCGCUGCUGCUCAACCUCCUCGCCAUGCGCGUCGCCUUCGCCACGCGCCAGUCGCUGCCGCUCGUGAGCCUCGCGCCGCCGCGCUGCCUUAUAAGAACUGUUUUAGGCUUUCCUGCCCUGAUCCACGGGUUUCGUCGCUCCGCGCUUCAUCGUCCGCCCGGCACGCUCUCCUCUCGCCUGCGAAGCUUUUUGCCAGUCAGAUCCCGUCUUUCGCCGCAUUGCCCGCUGCCAAUCCUCCCCUUCACUGCUCCUUCCCCCCCCAACAUCCCCUCCCUUCCGACCCACCCUCCCUGUCACUUCCCGCGUGACCACUUGCGCGGCGCGCAGGUGAUUGUGCGCGAGUAUCCGCGCGCGUUCUGCCGGCUGGUGUGGUUCAUCUGCGAGGCGUCCGUGCUCUGGUUCGACCUCGUCACGGUGCUAGGCAGCGCGGUGGCGCUACAGCAGCUGCUGGGGGUGCCGUUCAAGGCGGCGCUGCUGCUGCACGCUUCCUCCCGUCCCCCAUCCUUCCCGUUCCCCCCGGCCGGCCCCCUCCCCCCUUUCUUCCCCCAGGUGUUGGGCAGCGCGGUGGCGCUACAGCAGCUGCUGGGGGUGCCCUUCAAGGCGGCGCUGCUGCUCGCCGCGGGCUCGGGCGUGCUGCUGCUCCAACUGCCCCUGCCGCAGGCGCACCAGGCGGUGUCAGCAUGUGUGGCGUGCGCACUCCUCGCGCUGCUCUGCGCGGCCCUGCAAUCCCUCCUCGCGGGUCCCGCCUUCCUGCUCGCCUCGCUCUCAGCCGCGCUGCUGCCAGCAGUGCCGCCCGCCUCGCUGCACCUCGUGCUCGCCGCCAUCGGCGCCCUCGCCCUGCCGCACCGCUUCCUGCUGCUCUCCGCGCUCGUGGUGCAGCAGCAGCAGUACCGCCGCGACUUCAUUCGCUCCCAGCUGCUCGCCGCUGCCGCCACGCUCGCGCUGCUCCUGGGGGCCUCUGCUGUAGGCCAGGGCACGGGGGCGGACGGGGGCGGGGCAGGCGGACAGGAAGAUGGAGAGGGGUUUGAAGGGGUGGAGGGGGGCGGGGAGGGGCGGGUGGUGCGGCUGUGGGGCGUGUACCGGCUGGUAGAGCAGGUGGUGAACGGCAACGUGGCUCCCACCUUCACCUCCCUCGCUCUCCUCUCCUCCUUCCACCUCUCCACCCCAACCAAUGCCUACGCAGGCCAGCUCUCCGCCUCCACCUUCGCCCACGUGCACCUGCGCCCCUGGCACCGCUUCCUCCUCACCCGCGCCCUCACCCUCCCGCUCCUGCUCCUCCUCUCCCUCACUCUCGGCGACGGCGCAACUCUCUCCCUCCUCUCGCACUCCCAGCUCCUUCUAGCCCUCCUCCUCCCGCUUGCAGCCGUCCCCCUGGUGCGUCUGGCGGCGUCCCCCGCGCUCAUGGGGCGCCACCGCGUUGGGCCCGCGCUGGAGCUCGUCAGCUGGGCGGCGUGCCUCUCUGCCUGCGCCCUCUCUGUGUGGUUCCUCGGGGAUGCACUGCUGCGCUUUGCCACGGCAGAGGCCGUCGCAGGGGGGGCAGACGGGGAUGAUAUCGGGGGAAUGGGGCUGUGGGACUGGGUGGUCGCGGGGGAGUUUUUGUCUGCGGGGGAAGGGGAGGAGGACGACGGGGAGGGGCUGGCGGUGGGGCUGUCGCCGUCCGCUGUGUGGCGCAACGUUCGGCAGCUAGUGGCGGUGUUUGGCGGGACGGCGCUGGUGGGCGGCAUGGUGGGCGGGCUGCUUUGGCUGAUGCUGCUGCCGCUACGGUCGGAGGACGAGCAGCAGCGCCGAUUGCUGCUCUCCCACUCCGCCUCCGCCUCCCUCUCCGCGCCCUCCCCCUCCUCCGCCUCCGCCCCCACCUCUCUCCGCCGCCCCCGCCCCCUGCCACUGGCAGCAGCGCAGGACAGGCGGGGCGGGGAGGCGCGGUGGGGGGCGGAAAGAGAGGGCAGGGCGGGCGCGGGGGGAACAUGGGAGCUGCCCCGCCCCUCCGCGUCCCCUGUGUCUGGGCCGCUGCCAGUGUUGCUGCCUGGCGCGGAGAGAGGGGGGGAGAGGGCGGGGGAGAAGGGGGAGGGCGCGGAGGGGGGGUCGUGGAACAGUGCUCUGAGGAGGCGCGUGGGGGGGCAGCAGCGGCAGCAUGGGGGGGACAGGGGGGAGGUGGGGGAGGGCGUGAGGGGUGUGGUAUCAGAGGGGGUGGGUGGGUAUGGUAGCAGCAGUGGCAGUGGCGGUGGCGGUAUGGGUGGAGUGGGAGCGGGAGUGGGUGGGGAGCGCAUGCGAGUGCAGCGAGCAGCGUCGGUGUCGGGGUGUGUGGCGGAGAGGGAGGUGGGCGGAGGAAUGGGCGCAGGUGUGGGCGCAGGUGUGGGCGCAGGUGUGGGCGUGCAGGGGGGAAGUGGCAGGGAGGCGGAGAGGGGCAGGCAGGGGGCGGGGAGAGCCAGCAUGCUGUCAGCGGCAGGUGGCGAGCAGUGGCAGGUGAAGGAGGGGGGGGCGCAGCUACAAGCAGGCCGGCUUGGUGGGGAGGAGCUCGCUGUCUCCGUGCGUGCCGUGGCAGCCGCAGCAACGGCCACAGCAGCAGCAGGCGCAGCCGCAACAGGUGCGGGAGCGGCAGCAGCAGCAGCUGUUGCUGCAGGUGGGAAGGCAGGGGAGGAGAGGAGGGGAGAGGGCGAAAAGGGUGUGGUAGGGGGAGAGGCGGUGUUGGCACCAGGUUUUGAGGCGCCUCAACAAGCGGUGCUGGCACCGGGAGUGGCGGGUGAAGGGCGUGUAGGCGACCCUGUGCUGCCUGCCCCUGCACCGGUUGUACCGUCACCAAUUGCCCCCGCCCCGGUUGCAGCUGCACUGGUUGCACCUGUACCGGUUGCACCCGCACCGAUUUCAUCUGUUGAGAAGGUUUCAUCUGUUGAGAAGGUUUCAUCUGCUGAAACGGUUUUAUCCACUGACAUGGUUUCGCCUGCUGAGAAGGUUCCAUCUGCUGAGAAGGCUUCGUGUGCUGACAGGGAGGGGGUGAUGCGAGGAGAGGGGAGCGCGGAGACAGAGCAGGAGGAGAGCGGCGAGGAGGAGAAGAAUGGUGGGGAGGGGGGCGGAGGCAAGGGGGAGGGGGUGGUGGUGGUUCCGUUUGAUAGAGCGGUGACUCUGGCGGAUGGCGUGGCGGGUGUGCGCCAUGGCACUGGUGGGGGCACUGGGCUGGGCGAUAGUGGUGCAGGCGCAGGGGACAUUGGGGGGGAAACAGCGGGGCUCGGGGAGACGAGCGAGCAAGGGGAGAUGGGCAACGAGCAGACGGGCAGGGAGCGUGGGGAGGCGGCGAGGAGCGAGGGCGUGGUAGGUGCGGACGAGGUGAGUGAGGGGAUGCGCGUGGUAGAGAGGGCAGGUAUGGCGACAGGGCGUGCGGGACAGGGAGGCGAGGGAGGGGAAGGAGCGGAGGGAGAGGAAAAAGGAGAGGGAGAGGAGCAAGGGGAGGGGGGCGGGGAGAGAGAGGAGAGUGGGGAAGGCGGAGAAGCAGAUACGGAAGCGAGAGAGCAGGGCACUGAGAAGGCUCAUGGCGAGGCGGGGAAGAACGGGAGUGUGGAGGCAUUGGGGGCGAUUGGGGAGGCCAUGGAGGCGGGCGGUAGGGGCAUGGAGGGGAAGGGGGAGACGGGAGAGGACGGGGGGAGGGAGGAGAAAGGCGAGGGGAAAGUGGAGGUGGGAGGGGAAGUGGAAAGGCUAGAGGAAAGGGAAACGGAGAGGAAGGAGGAAGCGGAGGUGGAAGUGGGUGGGGAGCAGCGAGGGGGAGAGAAAGAGGUGGUGGAGGGAGGUGGGGGGGAGGAGGCGUUGACACGGGAGGCCAUGGACGUUGGGGACGCGGGGGGGGCGGGGGGAGCAGAAGAGGAGGGUAGCGCGGGCAGGCUAGAGGGCCGACUGGAUGGGGAAAACGGAAAGGAUGCAGAGGGUGGGGAUGAAGGGGAGGAAGGGAAAGGGAAGGAAGGGAAGGGCUGGGAUGGUAGAGAGGAUGGGACAGUGGAGCAGCAAGGAGAAGGCGUGGAAGAGGGGCGAGGGCAGACUAACCUGGAUGGGCAGCCAGAGGCGGCAGGUGGGGGGGCGGGCAGGGCGCCCAUGGAAACAGUGGCGCACUCCCGGACGCCCCUGGGCGGAGGGGAAGCGCGGGCUGGGGAAGGGGGGAUGGGCGCGGGUGGUGGUGGUGGUGGUGGCGACAGUGGGAUGGGCGAGCAGGCGGAGGGUUCUGUUGUGCCCGCGGGAAAGGGGGAGAGGCGGGGGGAGAGGGAGGCAGCGGAGGAGGGGCUGGAGGGUGGGGGCGCAGGGGAUGCGAAGAGGCACCGGGUGGAGGGAGACGGUGGGGGAGAGGCGGAGGGCAAGGCGGGCACGGAGGGAAGGGCGGGAGCGGAGGGAUGUGCAGCAGCAGAAGCAGUGGUAGGUGGGGAAGUGGGGACAGGGGUGGAAGCAGAGGCAGGGGUGGAGGGCGCAGGGGAGAUGGAGGUGGAGGAGCAGGAGAAGUGGGUGGUGGCGGUGGGAGGGGUUGCAGAGCCGGGAGGAGUAGCCGCCUCUGCUCCUGCCGCAGCCCCACCACCAGUCGUGGUAGCAUCAGUAGCAGCAGCAGCUUCAGCUGCAGUAGUUAAAGCAGCAUCAGCAGCAACGGUUGCAGCCGGUGUGGCGGGUGGAAAGGUGGAAGGAGGCAAACCACAGCAGCAGCACCACACCCACCCCCAGCAGCAGCAGCAGCAGCAGCAGCAGCAGCAGCAGUCCCACCUGGCUCGGUCAGCCCUGUCCAAAUCCCCACCUCUGCCCGACUCCGCCCCCCUCCUCCCCGCCCCUGUCCCCCGCACGCCCUCCCCCCCGUCCGCCCAGGCUGCGCCCUUCACUGGCGCGCGCAGCAGCGUAGGCAGCCCCUGCGGGUCUGGAUCCCUCUCUGACCUUCUGCACCACUCCCAACCGCGCCAGCACUCCUCACUGCUUGCGUCCGCUGCUGCAGCUUCCGCGAGGGGCAGUGACGGCGAUGGGCUCGGCGCUCUGCCGUCUGGGCCAGGUGCCAUGGGCGGCAGCAUGGGCGGCAGUGGCAGCAUGGGCGGCAGCGGCAGCGGCAGCCUAUCACGCGUGUCUGGGCUAGGCAGGGGAGCAAGAAGGCAGUUUGCAGCCAUUCUAGACGAGUUCUGGGGGGGACUGUUUGACCUGCACGGCCAGCCCGUGCCCCUGCCCGCUGCCCGCUCUGGGGGUGGUGGCGGGAAGGCGGGCGGGAAGGGGGGAGGGGACGGGGGGAAGGGGAAGAGAGGCGGGGCGGAUGGGAGUGGGGGUGGAGGGGUCGGAGGGAUUGGAGUGGGGGCUGGUGCACGCUCCAGCAUGCUUGGGGCUGCUGCUACUGCUGCUGCUACUGCUGCUGCUGCUGCUGCUGCGGCUGCUGCUGCUUCCGCCGCUGCUGUCGGUGGUGCUAGUACCGCCGGCAGUGUCGGUGGGUAUGGUGGUGGUGGCGGUACAGCUAGUGCAGGUGCACCCAACAGAGCACAUCCCAUCCCUCCCGCCCUUCCCCCAGAGGAUCAUCUCUUUUCCCCUGAUCCCCUCCCCGACUCCCUCUCUCUCACCGACCCGCUCUCUCUACCCAACCCCCUCGCCCUCACCGCCCACCGCCGCUCCUCCUUUGACGCCUCUUCCCCCCCGCCCCCCCUCCACGACCCCUUUCUCUCCCGCGACCCCUUCUCCGCCCGCCCCUCGCUCUCCCGCCCUCCCCCUAACAUGUCCCCCCUCCUCUCCGCCUCCUCCGCCGCCCACCCCUCCCCCUCCGCGCGCCAGUACAGCACACUGGCGCAUCUCCCCAAGUUCUCCGACCUGCCCCCCCAGCAGCAGCAGUCGCUGCUCACCGCACCCCCCUUCCUCCCCUCGCUCUCCUCCCUCUCUGCCUCCCCCGCCCCAGGCGGCCCCCAUAGGGAAGUGGAGGGCCCUAGCCACUCCACCCCCAACCUGUACGCGGAUCUGCUGGCGCAGGGUUAUGGGGGGGGCGGGGGGAGGAUGGGCGGGGGAGGGGGAGGCGGAAUGGGGCUGGGGGGAGGGCGGGGGGCGUUUGGUGCGGUUGGGUCGCCGGCUAUGGGUGUGUCUGGGAUGCCUCCUGCUGCUGGGCUGCUGGGUGCUGCUGCUGCUGCUCCCUUCACACCUCAGUACCAGCAACAGCAGCAGCAGCAGCAGCACGCGUCCUCCUCGUUCUUCUCCUCCCAGCCGCACCCACACUUACAGCAGCAGCAACAGCCGUGGCAACAGCAGCAGCAGCAGCAGCAGCAGCAAUGGCAGCAGCGUGGGAACGGCAUGGAUGGCAUGGGCAUGGACAUGGGCAUGGGGAUGGGGAUGAAUCAACAAGGAAUACACAGGGGCAUGGAUACGGGCAUGGGCAUGGGAAUGGAUUUGAACAUGGGCAUGGGCAGGAACGAACGUCUGGACCAGUUAGCACAGAGCUAUGCGAGCUUCGCUCCUCCAGACGCCAUGCGAGGCACCAACCCCCUCUCCCAUGCACACGCCCACGCGCUUGAUCACCCCCAGGGCCACCCGCAGGGGCACCCCCACGCCCCCAUGCACCACCUGCUGCAGGCCUCCCCCUCUGCUCCCCCUGGCUUCCCCUUCCCCCGCCACCCCUCCCCCCCUGCGCCUGCAGGGGCGCCGUGGGGGGGAGGGGCAGUGGGGGCGGGGAGAGGGGGGGCGGAGUGGAUGGGAGACAGCAGCAGUGGCAGCAACAGCAGCAGUGCGUUUGGAGGGCCUGGUGGUAACCCCAUGGAGUGGCAGCAGCAGGGGCAGCAGCAGCAGCAGGGGCAGCAGCAGCAGCAAGGGCAGGGGCAGGGCGUGCAUGGCAUGGGUGCAGUGAAGCCCAUCGGCCCUCCCUCCCGCCGCCAGCAGGACGAGCAGCAGAGCAGCACCAGCAGCAUCACCAGCAGCAGCAGCAGCAGCGUGCAUUCUUCCCUGUGGGCCAGCAACCCGCGCGACAUGCUCUUUGGCACCCACUCUGGCCCCCUCUCCUCCUCCCUCUCCUCCUCCCCCGCCUCCUCCUCCCCUUCCUCCUCCACCCCUCUCGCCGCCCCUCCCUCCACCGCACCCAACCACUCCCCACCCAAACCAUCCCCCUCACCACCCCCGGCGAAACCCCACGUGCAAACCGAGGAAGAGCGCCGGAUGGAUCGCCUAAGAGUGUGCUUGCACCGGUUGCUACGUCUAGACGGUAGUGACUGGCUGUUCCGGUAUGACACGGGCAGUGAUGAGGACUUAGUGGCUGCUGUUGCCUACCGGGAGCGGCGAUUGGCAGGGGAUGCUGCUGCUGCUGUCGCUGUGGGGCUGGGCGGAGGGGGCGGUGGGGGCGGAGGGAGCGGGAAGUGGGGGGGGAUUUUGGAGGGGCAGGCGCAGGGGGGGCAGGGAGGGGGGGGGAAGGAGGGGGAGAUGGAGUUACCGCCGUCGAUAUGGGGGUGUGGGGCGCAGUGUGUGUGGGGGCCGCUGCUGGUGGUGUCGUUUGGAGUGUGGUGUGUGCAUCGCGUGCUGGAGCUGUCUCAGCUGGAGAGUCGACCUGAGCUGUGGGGAAAAUACACCUACGUGCUCAACCGCCUGCAGGGCAUAUUGGACCCGGCCUUCUUCCGCCCGCGCACCACCCCGCGCCUCUGCCUGUGCUACGGCGACCGAGCCUCUCUCCCAGCCCUCUCCGCCCAGCCCCUCUUCCACGGCGCCCUGCUCUCCGCCAUGCUCGGCUCCCAGCUGCCCCUCGCCAACCCCUCCUGGCCCCUCGGCGCACCCCCGGGGCAGCCCAAGCCUGCCUCUCCAACUCUGUUCCUGGAGCGGAUAAGAGAGGUGGAGGUGGCGGUGGGGGCGAGGAAGGGGCGCACGGGCACGGCUGCGGGGGACGUGGCGUUUCCCAAGGGCAAGGAGAACCUGGCCUCCGUGCUUAAGCGCAUAGCCACCACAUUGUCUGCUCCCAUUCUCCCUUGCUUGAUCGAUACAACACCAGGGCAAUGUCACUAA